Molecule: messenger RNA, 3498 nt
Organism: Mugil cephalus (flathead mullet)
Lineage: Eukaryota; Metazoa; Chordata; Actinopteri; Mugiliformes; Mugilidae
Gene: pank4
Product: pantothenate kinase 4 (inactive)
Exons: 20
Coding region: 28-2388 (786 amino acids)
Biological process (GO): coenzyme A biosynthetic process
Cellular component (GO): nucleus; cytosol
Molecular function (GO): pantothenate kinase activity; ATP binding
Source: RefSeq, a predicted model, not a curated record
GCACGCAGCGUCAAAUCAUCGCCGACCAUGGCGGAAUGUGGUCGAGUUGACAGCAGCAACACAAGUAGUCACACCAUGGAUAAAAGCAUUACUCUUCCGCCCGACGAAAUAUUCCGCAAUUUGGAGAACGCAAAGCGCUUCGCAAUAGACAUAGGUGGAUCUCUGACCAAGCUUGCCUACUACUCAACUGUACAGCAUAAAGUGGCCAAAGUACGAUCUUUCGACCACUCCGCAAAGGAGGCUUCAAGUGACAAGUUGUAUGAAAUAUCAGUGCAGGAGGAGGUCACUGCACGCCUGCACUUCAUCAAGUUUGAAAAUGCCUACAUCGAAACGUGCUUGGACUUCAUCAAAGACCAUCUGGUCAACACAGAAACGAAAGUUAUCAAAGCCACGGGCGGAGGGGCGCACAAGUUUAAAGAGCUGAUUGAGAGGAAACUGGGACUCAAAGUGGACAAAGAGGAUGAGAUGACCUGUCUCAUCAAGGGCUGUAAUUUUGUGCUGAAGAACAUACCCCACGAGGCCUUCGUGUACGCUAAGCACGCUGACUCAGAGUUCCGCUUUCAGACAACAAAUCCAGACAUCUUCCCUUACCUCCUUGUAAACAUCGGCUCCGGGGUCUCGAUAGUUAAGGUUGAAUCAGAGGACAAAUUUGAGCGAAUAGGCGGAAGCUCAAUAGGUGGAGGGACGUUCUGGGGACUUGGAGCCUUGCUCACCAAAACAAAGAGAUUUGAUGAGUUGCUACAGUUGGCGUCAAAAGGGCAGCACACCAGUGUUGAUAUGCUCGUCAAGGAUAUAUACGGUGGAUCUUACGGAUGUUUGGGCUUGACUGGAGAUCUUAUUGCGAGCAGUUUUGGGAAGUCGGCUACUGCUGACAAAGAGUUUUCUAAAGAAGACAUGGCCAAGAGUUUACUCCACAUGAUCAGCAAUGACAUCGGGCAGCUGGCCUGUCUGUAUGCCAAACUCCACAACCUGUCCAGAGUGUACUUCGGAGGCUUCUUCAUCAGAGGACACCCCGUGACCAUGCACACCAUCACCUACAGCAUCAACUUCUUCACCAAGGGUGAAGUUCAGGCUCUGUUUCUAAGACAUGAAGGAUAUCUUGGAGCAAUCGGAGCGUUUCUAAAAGGAGCAGAGGAAGACAAUCCAAACCAGUACAGCUGGGGUGAGAACUACGCAGGAAGCUCAGGCCUGAUGAGCGUUUCUCCAGAUAUGAAUCCCAUGCAACGUGCUCGCAGUGGAACGUUUCCCUUUGACAUGUUGGAGAUGGACCGUCUGGAGAGACAGCUGGUGAAUCUGCCUCUACUGCAAGACGCUUCCUCUUACAUCCCCGACACUGUGGACCUCACAGAGGACGCUCUGGCUCGUGAAUACUGGCUCUACUGCUUUGAGGAGGCCCUAGACGGGGUGGUUAAAAGAGCUGUAGCAAGCCAACCCGACAUGCCGGAGGCCGUCGCCCGAGCUGAGAAGUUCCGUCAGAAGUACAGACACAAGCUUCAGACCCUCCGCAACCAACCAUUUGCUUAUGGAUCCCUCACUGUCAGAAGUCUGUUAGACACGAGGGAACACUGUUUAAACGAGUUCAACUUUCCUGAUCCCUACUCUAAGAUUAAACAGAGGGAGAAUGACGUUGCCCUCAAGUACUACCAGAAGGCAGUGCAGUCCUUGGAGGAACUGAGCUGGGAGGAGAGACAGUUCGCCCUGGUCAGGGGCGUCUUGGCUGGGAAUGUUUUCGACUGGGGAGCCAAGGCCGUGUCAGAUGUCCUGGAGUCUGACCCUGAGUUUGGGUUUGAGGAGGCUAAACGGCAGCUGGAAGAGCGACCAUGGCUUGUAGAUUCCUAUGACCAGUGGUUCGAAAGACUAAAGGGUCCUCCUCAUAAGUGUGCCUUGUUUUUCGUAGAUAAUAGUGGAGUGGACAUCAUUCUAGGGGUGAUGCCUUUUGUCAGAGAGCUUCUCUCUCGAGGAACAGAGGUUGUGUUGGCCAGCAACUCUGGUCCAGCUUUAAACGACGUAACGAACGGCGAGCUGCAGAUACUCACGGAAAGAAUCGCUGCUAUGGAUCCUGUGAUUGAGGCUGGCCUGAGGGAGGACAGGUUGACAUUGGUUCAGAGCGGUUCCAGCUCCCCCUGCCUGGAUCUGAGCCGCCUGGACAAAGUUCUGGCGAUGGUGGUGCGGGAGCGCCAGACGGACCUGGUGAUCAUCGAGGGGAUGGGCCGAGCCAUUCACACCAACUACUACGCCAUGCUCAGCUGCGAGAGCCUCAAGAUGGCCGUCAUCAAAAACUCGUGGCUGGCCGACCGAUUGGGAGGAAAGCUCUUCAGCGUGGUGUUCAAGUACGAGGUACCGCACGGGAAAACCUGCUUGGGAUCUGGAGCGCUGACGCCCUCGUGAGCGCGCCAGAGCCCCGGACAGGACGCGGACGUCGAGCAGCCAGGGAACGGUUAAGGUGGAGCUCCGAAUGUAAAAGAUCAUAUUCUGCCACUGAGUGAAUGAAUGAUUGUAAAGCUGACUGUUAAACAUUUUUUUCAAGGGUGAUCAUUAAUAGGGAGACUUUUAUUUUAAUGCAUUAUAGAUUUUACCGUUGGUUUCAUGAGGGUUGUGGUGUUCGAUCUGGAAAGAGGAAGAGCGGCUGGAGGUUUGACUUUUUACAGUCGGUAAAGUAUUCAAUGUGCCUUAAGGCUGAUGGAAGCAUCAUACACUCAGUUUGUUUUUAAUUCCAGGCUACAAAACUACCCAAAUAUCUGCUUUUACUAUAGACUAGGAAGUAUCCACAGAUUAGUUGUUCUUCAUUACUGCCAGCCAAUGAACUGAAAUUAAGGAAUGAAUCAUUGUCACUGUCACUUGCUGUUAAAGUGAGAGAAGACGAGAGAGAAGCAGCACUUUAUCACGUUCUAUUAAAAUAAAAUUAGCUUGUGUUCCUCCACAAGGUGGCAGUAUUCUACUGUGAUGAUGUGAUUUUAAAAAGAAAACGUUUAACUCAAAUCUUUCCUAAGGUGCUUGGUGUCAGAACUAACACUGCGUAUUUCAGGUUAAAUAAGCUUCACAUGGAAACUCGUGUCUCUUGGUUGGCCGCGGCAUGAGUCCAUGCGUUCAUUAUGAUUAACUGGCAUGAACAAAACACACACACUGUAAUCCAACCUUGACUCAAAAAAUGCAUUUGUUUGAAGGCAAUAAUACUGAAGCAGCCCAGUCGUAACGAACAUCAAACACUGUGUUAUUGUGAAGUGGCUGUAUCGGUAACUUCAUCGUAAAUGUCCAAACUCGAGGCAGGAUCAGAUCUGCUCUGCUUUGGUCUGAAAAUAUCUCCCAAAGCUACAGUUGCUUGAUUGUCGACUUGCAAUAUUGUAUUUUUCAUGUGUACAUAUGUGUGAAAUACAACUGCGUGUAUAUAUUUACAGUAUAUAUAUAAAAUUCAAUUGCAUCAGUUCAGUUAAGCACACCAAGCACAAUCUUGUGUGUUAUUCUCCUGACAAUCAAUUUUAAUUAAAUGGUGAAAAUCUU